This is a messenger RNA of Macadamia integrifolia, 2905 nucleotides long. Its product is annotated as DEAD-box ATP-dependent RNA helicase 11-like. Gene Ontology annotation, molecular function: RNA helicase activity; ATP binding; RNA binding. The transcript has 7 exons. The record is from RefSeq and is a predicted model, not a curated record. Gene Ontology annotation, cellular component: nucleus. NCBI's taxonomy places the organism in Eukaryota, Viridiplantae, Streptophyta, Magnoliopsida, Proteales, Proteaceae. The coding region runs from base 408 to 2315 and encodes 635 amino acids.
CCAAGAAAGAAAGAGAAAAGGAAUUUUGAUCCUAGUUAAAAUAGGGGAGAGAAACAAGAAAAUAAGUAGAAAGAGAGAAAGAGAAACAGAACAAAAGCUGCGUAGAAGAUAUUUUGGUUGGUCUUUGUGUCUGAUGCGAUCCUUCUGCAAGUAUUUUAGGGUUCCUGCUACUUCGCUAUCUUACAGAAAUCCUGCAUAGAGAAAAGAAAUCUGUUAUUAUUGGGAUUUGCGGAUUAUAUUUACAUCGACGUGGAUGGUAGAAAAAGUUGGAUCUUUUCGAUUUGAAGAUUGGUUUUGGGAGACGGAUUGCUUUGGGGCUUGAAAUUUCAAAUUGUGGUUGUGGAUCGGGGUUUCAGAUUAGGGUUUACAAGAGACUUUGGAAAAGAAAAGGAGAUCAUUAUCUAAUUAUGCGAACUUCGUGGGCGGAUUCUGUCUCUGCAGCUGAGAAUACAGCUGCUGGAUCCUCUGCUAAUAACGGAGUUGGUAGCACUUCACGUCCUGCAAGAUCGUCCUAUGUUCCUCCACAUCUCCGUAACCGGCCAUCAUUGUCUGACCCUCCUGCUGCUCUUGCUCCUGCACCUGCUCCAGCUCCAGCUGCAGCAUUUGCAUCCAGUGGUUCUUCCUUUAGCAAUGAUCGACCUGGUUAUAGUGCUGCUUUGGGUGGGAACCGUUGGGGUGGUCCAAGGUCUGAUCUAGGGCGGCCUGGCUACAGCAGCGGUGGCCGCGUUGGUGGUGGUGGUGGUGGUGGUGGUGGUGGUGGUUGGAACAACAGUCGUGGUGGAUGGGAUCGUGGAAGGGAACGGGAGGUAAAUCCUUUUGGAGAGGAUGUCGACACCGAGCCAGCGUUUGCUGAGCAGGAGAACACUGGCAUUAACUUUGAUGCCUACGAAGAUAUUCCAGUGGAGACCAGUGGGGAGAAUGUGCCACCACCUGUGAACACUUUUGCUGAGAUUGACCUGGGCCAAGCUCUCAAUCAAAAUAUACGGAGGUGCAAAUAUGUUAAACCAACCCCUGUGCAGCGACAUGCCAUUCCAAUUUCCCUUGCGGGGAGGGACUUGAUGGCUUGUGCACAGACUGGGUCUGGCAAGACAGCUGCUUUCUGCUUCCCAAUUAUCAGUGGAAUUAUGAAUGGGCAGUUUUCUCAGAGACCACGUGGAGCACGUACAGUUUACCCACUUGCUCUUAUUCUCUCACCCACAAGGGAGCUGUCUUGCCAGAUAAAUGAGGAAGCUAAGAAAUUUUCCUAUCAAACUGGUGUCAGAGUGGUUGUUGCUUAUGGAGGGGCACCCAUUAACCAGCAGCUGCGGGACUUGGAGAGGGGUGUUGAUAUUCUUGUGGCAACUCCUGGACGGUUAGUAGAUUUGUUGGAGAGGGCUAGAGUGUCACUUCAGAUGAUCAGAUAUUUGGCUCUUGACGAGGCUGAUCGAAUGUUGGAUAUGGGUUUUGAACCACAAAUUAGAAAGAUUGUGGAACAAAUGGACAUGCCUCAACGAGGUGACAGACAGACAAUGCUCUUCAGUGCUACUUUCCCCAAAGAAAUACAGAGAUUGGCCUCGGACUUUCUUUCCGGUUACAUUUUCCUAGCUGUUGGAAGGGUUGGUUCAAGUACUGAUUUGAUUGUCCAAAGAGUUGAAUUUGUUCAAGAGUCUGACAAGAGGAGCCACCUCAUGGACCUUCUUCACGCACAGAGGGCGAAUGGAACUCAUGGCAAGCAAUCUCUGACUCUAGUUUUUGUGGAGACAAAGAAAGGAGCCGAUGCGUUGGAACACUGGUUAUGUAUGAAUAGUUUCCCGGCAACUACUAUUCAUGGUGAUAGAACACAGCAGGAAAGAGAGCAAGCAUUGAGAUCAUUUAAGAGUGGUGUAACCCCAAUUUUGGUGGCAACUGAUGUGGCAGCACGUGGUCUUGAUAUACCUCAUGUUGCGCAUGUAGUCAACUUUGAUCUUCCCAAUGACAUUGAUGACUAUGUCCAUCGGAUAGGACGGACAGGGCGAGCGGGUAAGACAGGUUUGGCCACUGCCUUUUUCAAUGAAAACAAUGGCUCGUUAGCUAGGCCAUUAGCAGAUCUGAUGCAAGAAUCGAACCAAGAAGUACCUGCGUGGCUCACUCGUUAUGCAUCCCGAGCUUCAUAUGGUGGUGGUAGGAAUCGGCGUUCUGGUGGAGGCCGUUUUGGUGGGCGUGAUUUCCGUAGAGAUGCAUCAUUUAAUAGAGGUGGGGGUGGUGGUACAGAUUACUAUGGUGGAGGCAACAGCAGUGGAUAUGGGGCCGCUCCUGGAGGUUACGGCGGUGGCGGCUAUGCUAGUGCAUGGGACUAGACAUCUAGUAUUUAGAGGACUUUUUUUUCUCAGAAUAUAGUUUUGACAUGAGGUGCAUACUUUUCUUAAUUUAUAGGUUUAAAGGGUAAUUCUUUUGUCUCAUCAGUGUUUCUGAAGUCCCCUUCUGGUUGUCCUGCUGUUGGAAGUUUUAUAUUUUUCUUAGGUAGAGGGGCUGUCCCUUCAAUGAGUUCACGCCAGGAGAAUUUGGGAGAGUUCUAAGUUGAGUGAGAUUAUGGUGGGGUUGAUACUGAGAAACAACUAACAGGUUUAGGAUUUUCUACGUCUCGUCACUUUUUUGUGGUCCUCUUAAAUUUUGGGUGGGUCAUGGGUUGCAGAAUAUGUAAUGAGAGGGAGGGGAUGCUCCAAUUUUGGCCCUUUUUUCAUGUGGCAUGUUCUUUACAACCUGAUUGGAUGAGCGAGACUAGUGAUUGACUGGUGAUCAUCUGGAUUUGUAUGGGAUUUUCCAUUUUCUUGCUCGUUGGGUCUUUUGCCCCUUUUUGCCUGGAGCCUGGAGGGGUCUCCAAUCAUUGUAAUUUUCUGAGUGACUCAAAUAAAUUCAGAGCACUUCCAGAAAAAAGAAAAAAAAGUCU